AUGGCUUCCAAAACGAAGAAAGUCUACGUUUCAUACAAUCAAUUGCAUGAUAUCAUCCAACAAACGGUUCGACGAACGAAACUUUGUGAAAAAUUUUCCCCGACGCUUCUCAUUGCUAUAAGUGCAGGUGGUUUUCUACCGGCAAGGAUCCUACGAAAUAUUCUCAAAGGAGAGCUCGGUGGUAAAUCAUUACCUAUUCAAACGAUUGGCUUAUGUUUGUAUGAAAGCGAAAGAAAUGAAAUCUACAAAACUCAAUGGAUUGCAACUGAUCUCGUCAAUGACCCGUUAGCAGUAUCUUUCAGUGGUCAACGAAUUCUUAUUAUUGAUGAAGUCGAUGAAACGCGCACAACGUUAAGCUAUGCUAAUGGGUUGAACCCAAAUUAG
This is a messenger RNA of Adineta ricciae, 384 nucleotides long. NCBI's taxonomy places the organism in Eukaryota, Metazoa, Rotifera, Eurotatoria, Adinetida, Adinetidae. The record is from the annotation of a GenBank genome assembly.